This is a messenger RNA of Miscanthus lutarioriparius, 1995 nucleotides long. Lineage: Eukaryota; Viridiplantae; Streptophyta; Magnoliopsida; Poales; Poaceae. The record is from the annotation of a GenBank genome assembly.
AUGGACGCCGCGUCGAAGCUCCCGUCCCUCUACGCCGAGCUCGUCGCCAAGUCCUCUCGCGUUGCCGAGCUGGAGGCCAGGAUCUCGGCCCUCGAAACCGAGAACGCGGGUUUGAGGGAGGCCCUGUCGGUGGCGAGGCGAGAAGCAACGGGCAGUACAGGCGAGGAGGAGGACCCAAUCUCUCGUCGAUUGGCGCCAGUUCUACGCGGAAUCAAGCACGAGGUGGUCGAUAAGCGGGGCGGGGGCGUGGCCCGCGACGCAAUUGAGGUCAGCGACGACGAGGAGGGCGCUGCUGCUGUCGGUGCCAACAAAGGGGGAAGCCCGGAGGAGGGCGUGGGCGAAGCCGAUGCGGAGGACGCGGAGGGAGGCGGCGGAAGCAACAGGGAGAGCAGCGCGGGUCUGGAGGAUGACGAUGUUUCGGUCACGCCGCGGGGUAAGAAGCGUGGCCGUGGGGCGGCGGCGACGCGGGUGGUCACCAGUGAUAGCGAGGAUGAUGGUGGUGGUGAUGUGGAUGGGCUUGGGAGUGGCAAGGAUGACGGUGACGAUCAGGAGGGCCUCAUGAGCAGCAGGAAGCGCGCCUUUCGCCGAGUCAGUGACAGUGAGGAUGAGGAUGGCGAUGAGGGCGUAGCUCCGCAUCAGGUUGGGAGUGGGGAGGAGGAUGUGCAUGAUAUGGUUCCCAUCUAUGAAUUGCUCAAGAGGAGGGGGCCUAGUGGGGACGGUGAUGAAUCGGAUGAGGACAAAGGGGAUUCCGCUCCCGUGACGAGGUGUUCUUCUCAGUUGGUUAAGAGGGUUCCUAGUGAGGAUGAUGAUGAAUCGGAUGAGGCCAAAGGGCAUUCCGCUCCCGUGACGAGGCGUUCUGCUCGGUUGGUUAAGAAUCAGUCAAAAUCCAACCGCGUGUUCCGUGGAGUCAGUGACAGUGAGGAUGAGGAUGGCAAUGAGGGAAUAGCUGCGCCUCAGGCUGAGAGUGGGCACAAGGAGGAUGUGGUUGAUAUGGUUCCCAUCUAUGAAUUGCUCAAGAGGGUGCCUAGUGAGGAUGAUGAUGAAUCGGAUGAGGCAUGCCCUCCUGCAACGAGGCGUUCUGCUCGGUUGGUUAAGAGGGUGCGUAGUGAGGACGAUGAUGAAUCGGAUGAGGCCAAAGGGCAUUCCGCUCCCGCGACGAGGCGUUCUGCUCGGUUGGUGAAGAAUCAUUCAAAAUCCGACCGCGUGUUCCGUGGAGUCAGUGACAGUGAGGAUGAGGAUGGCAAUGAGGAAAUAGCUGCGCCUCAGGCUGAGAGUGGGCACAAGGAGGAGGAUAAUAUGGUUCCCAUCUAUAAAUUGCUCAAGAGGAUGCCAAAAGAGAGGGCGAGUGAGGAUGGUGAUGAAUCAUACGAGGCCAAAGGUCAUUCCGCUCCUGCGACGAGGCGUUCUGCUCGGUUGGUUAAGAAACAGUCAAAAUCCGACCGCGUGUUUCGUGGAGUCAGUGACAGUGAGGAUGAGGAUGGCGAUGAGGGCAUAGCUGCGCCUCAGACUGAGAGCGGGGACGAGGAGGAUGAUAUGGUUCCCAUCGAUAAAUCAUGCAAGAGGAUGCCAGAAGAGAGGACGAUGAUUCUCAUGGAGGAAUCCUGUGACGAAUCAGAUGAACCAUCUGUUCUGAAUGAAAAAUCCUCUCCAGGACUAGAAAUGUCUGAUGGUGAGGUGGACUAUAAAGAUGUUAUGGCUUGCAUUGGCCGUAAAAAGAAAGCUAAAGAGUGGGAUUAUGAGGCAGAUAUGCUAGCAGCAUUUGGUGAACAUCCUGAGCUUUGCUUGAAGGCUGUUUGUGCCAUCUACCGGAAGGGAUCUCGCAUAGCAGAAUUUCUUUUGGAUGGUGAUCGGGUUGGUCCACUGAAGAAGACCGUCUCAGAUUUGGACGAGUAUGAUCGUUAUGCUUUUGAGUUCUGUCGCAAGGUGGCUUCACACUACUCAAAACAACUUUUUGCAAUUUACCAGAACAAGGAGGACCCUUACUUUCAUCCAUAG